Messenger RNA from Closterium sp. NIES-67, 1133 nucleotides. The record is from the annotation of a GenBank genome assembly. Lineage: Eukaryota; Viridiplantae; Streptophyta; Zygnematophyceae; Desmidiales; Closteriaceae.
AACUCGCUGCUUCUAGAGCAGCUAGCGAAACUCGGCAUGCGUGCGCCUCUAACCAUCCGCCAAAGCCCUAUCACGCCACAGAGUCCCGCCAACGUGUCCCAUCACCACUGCUAGCAUGGAGCCAAUAGCAGCGAUGCUGGACAUGAGCGCUAGCCGCUCCCACCCGGUGCUAGUACCACGCAUCUCGCGCACACUCUUUCCUUUUCGUACAUUCCGAUUGGCCCGGGCAAUCGGGAAGCGCCGCGUCCCCAUCGUCAGAAUGCAAGCCACGCCUUGCUCUAGUGCGUUACAAAAUGGGGGCUGAAGCGGAGAGGCGCCUCUCUCUUCAUGCCCGCCACGACUGCGGACGCCAUCCCCUCACGCCGACUGCCAGUCACCGCCCGCCUACCUCCGCGCCGAGCGUCGACCCUCCGACCGCUCAAGUAAAAAGCACGUGGCGGGCGAGGCUGCCCAAGAGACAUGACCUUUGGGUGCGCUUCCGUUACCCUCCUUGCACCUUCACCUCCUUCCACCUACUCCCCCUAAUCCCCAACCCCCUUCCACUCAGAACCUGAGUACCAUACCUUGCUCCCCUCCCCCCUGCAUUCAUGCUCACAAUGUCUCUUGUGCUCGUCUCGCUCUCUCUCUCUCUCUCUCUCUCUCUCUCUCUCUCUCUCUCUCUCUCUCUCUCUCUCUCUCUCUCUCUCUCUCUCUCUCUCUCUCUCUCUCUCUCUCUCUCUCUCUGCCCAUCUCCCCGUCAUCCCUUGCUUCCAUACUCCUUCCAUUUCCCCUCCACCCGAUGGGAGGGAGUGUGACCUCCAUUUUUUCCCAUGCAAUAUGCAUGAUUGCUUCUUGGUAGGAUAAUAACAUGCUUGUCCUUUGUUUUAUUUAGUAGAUUUCGCAUCGCCAGGUUUUUCACUGUUUCUUUUAGCACACCGCGCAAGCUUGUGCUUUUUGGUGCAGUCCUUUUUGGCAUAGGAUGUGGUGGCGUGAGCUGGGCAAAACGUCUCGCACGCGAGGGCUGGCGAUACUGCUCAUGCCUGGCGAGGUGGGGCUUUGUUCGCGAGACCUUCAUUGCCCUUCGCGUCCAACCCGCUAUCUUUGCUGUGUUUUGUGACUCUCACGAAUUUCGCCCACCCCUUUCUCAAAACCUA